Pecten maximus is the source of this 4540-nucleotide messenger RNA. RefSeq lists its product as uncharacterized. Gene Ontology annotation, biological process: positive regulation of DNA-templated transcription. The record is from RefSeq and is a predicted model, not a curated record. Gene Ontology annotation, cellular component: chromatin; nucleoplasm. Lineage: Eukaryota; Metazoa; Mollusca; Bivalvia; Pectinida; Pectinidae. The transcript has 2 exons. Gene Ontology annotation, molecular function: ubiquitin-protein transferase activity; protein binding. Bases 2440 to 3645 code for a protein of 401 amino acids.
GAUAUUAUGUUACACAAUGAAAUACACAGUACUGGGGAGAACUACACGUAUAGUACAUGUAACACAAGAUGUUAUGACAAGUGUUGGAGAGGAGUAGUAUAUUUACUAAAAAAGUAUCUGACACGUCUCAGUAUUUUAUUGUGAUAAUACGACUUGAAUACCGUAGUUUUCAAAGCAAAACAGCAGCACUCUACUGUAUGAGAUGGACGAUAUAUACUGUCCUGUUUGUUUAGAUGCUUUCAAGGAACCUAAGCUACUGCUGUGUCGACACACCUUUUGUAAAGAUUGCUUAGAGCAGCUCAUAAAAAGAUAUGAGCCAAUGACAAAACGUCAAAUCGUGUGUCCGUGUUGCAGGACGGAAAAUCCAUUGCAGAUAAAAGGAAUAGCAGGAUAUCCUAAUAACUAUUUUGUGCGUGAUCAAAAGGUUACAGGCAACAAACAACACUUGGAUGCUGGACUGGAUCCGGAUGAAGGCUAUACUGGUGUCUUACGCGAGGACGACAUAGAGGAAGACGGACAAGGUACCGAGGAAAAUUGCUUCUCAGACGAGCAGCAAUGGACGAGACCACGAGUUUUGAGAUUUCCACGAAACCACAGCAAGACGCAUUAUCAUUGUCAAUUCUUAUCCAGCGUAAACAUAGAGCGAUCACGAAGGAUCACAUGCCUGUGUCCAAUGCCCCUUGGUAAUUGUCUGGUAGUAGCGGACUGCAGUAACAUUAUCAAUGUGAUAUCUCUUAGUGGUGUAGUUGUCAGUCAGUACCGCGUGCUGCCCAAAGUCAGCAUAUACGAUAUUGUUUGUAGAAAUGAAGGGACCUUGCUUCUAUUAGCAAGUGAUGUCAAUGAAAUUAUUUCCUAUCAAAUAAGGUCAAAUACGCAUUCCACGUUCAUCACAUUGGUUGAUUUCAGAGGCAAUGCUAUGGCGUCUAUGUCUGACGGGUGCUUGGCUGUAACUGGAGUUAACACUUCCGGUUCGUCUAGUAUUAGAGCCGAUUACGGUCAGCUGCUAGUGUUCUCUAGCGUUGGUACUCUCUUAAAAAGGAUUGGCGACGAAUACAUGACAUUUAAGCCAAGUUGCGUAGCAAUCAAUUCGUUUGAAAACCGCAUAUGUUUCACCGACGUUGACCGGAAGUUAGUCUCAUUACUUAAUGUUGAUGGCUCACGUGUUGGCGAUUUCACAGGAAGAAGCAAUGAAAAUAUGGUACUCCGAUCAGUAUUAGGAGUUGAAUUGCCCAGGUCCAACUUAAAACCAUCUGGUUUAUGUUGUGAUGCAGAAGGGAAUAUCAUAGUUGUAGAUGAAGAAACACAAUCCAUAUUUGUUCUCGACUAUAACGGAUUAUUUCGCGGAUUCGUGGUUUUAGAGGACCGAGAGGGAGAGGCGCUAUAUAGACCCUUUCUAGUGGCAUGUGAUCCGACGGGGACUCUGUGGGUAGGGGAUAACUUUCAAGGGAAAGUUAACGUGUACAAGACUUCAAACUUCAUCAAUGUGUUGGACCAGCCAGCGUCCUAGUAAGAGACGUAUUUAGCUAAAUGACAGUUCUUGCAUAACUUGAAUGAGUUAUACUCUUGUAUAACGUAGAGGAGUUAUUCAAGAACUGUCAUGUAGCUAAAUCUAUGUUUUCCUAACACAAAAUUAAAAAAAAAAAAAUGCUUGGUAAACUCAUUACCGAAGUCUCUAGCUCAAGUUCGAUUAUCGCAACAUGUAAUGAGUAUACAUGCUAUGUCGUGUUUCAUGUUUUUAUGCAUGUUGCCCACUUUAAUUUCAUGUUAUGCACUAUUUGCACGGGCCUUAACGACUAGGUCCUUUUUUAAGAAUAGUAGUGCGCGACUUCAAUCUAUGUGGUAGGGGUGUGGUAUAAUUUCCCUCAUCAAAAAAAUAAAUUUAGAUAUUCCUCAUUUUUAAACAAAAGUAAAAUAGUCUAAAUUGCUUUCAAACAUGACUGACCAAAAUCCACAACCACCAAAGAGAAUACGAGAUGAGAAUAGAAUUGAGAAUCCAAGAGAAAAACGUGUAUCAGACUCAGGAGAAAUGAUGAAAAGAAGAAAUGAAAAGAGAAAGACAACAAGUCUGUCCUUGGCAAUGUUAGAUUCUAUGUACAGUCAGAUGAGAAGAAAACCGAAGUAUUCAACAAAAUUGACAGAGCAAAACUACUACUGAAUAGCAAGAUAUCAAAUGUCACAAACACAGAACUUUUGAAUCAUGUUUUGGAUUUAUUUCUGAAAACCUAUGAAGAUACAGUACCAGAAGAUAACAUUGAAAGUAUUCAAUUCAGACAGUAUCUACAUUGCGAGAAAGAUUCCACACAGGAAGCAAUUUACUUUAUUACGGAAUCGGCCAUCAGAAACAUUUGUGCAGGAAUCCAAUUACAUUGAAAGGAAUGUGCAAAACUUGUUGAUGUUAAAGACGUGCAACGUAGUGGACAUGCUGCAAAACUGACUUUUAUGGGUGAAGAUAAGCAUACCUUCAAGUGUGACACAUCUCCUCAUAUCGAAGGAGGGAAGUAUUUAGUAAAUUUGAGGAUGCUUCAUUCCCUACUAGGAAGUGGACUACGUUACACUCGAUAUGAACGAAUCGGAAAUGCUGCUAAUUUCGGUGUCUGCCCAGAGUCCUACUUUGAAGGCAUUCACGAGAUAUACUGUGACGUUACAUCUGAGGUUACAAAAGAGUGUAUCAAAGAUGCUAUAAAUGAUGAAGUUGCGCAAACAAUAUUGCAAGCAGAAGAUGGAGACUAUGAGGGAAUUGACAUUCUUACUGACGCGCGACAUGGAUGGAGAAAAAACGCAGCACAAUCGGAUAUCAUUGCUCUGGGAUGUAUGACACACAAAGUUGUCGGUGCUGUCACAGUAACACGUGAUGAUGAUCCUGUCAGCCAAAGACAUGAGCUUAUUGGAGCGAAAACUUUAUAUAAGCAUUUUGAUGAUUGUGGUGUUAAUGUGAACAUUCAUGGACAUGACAGGAACGCAUCAAUCAACAAAUACUUGGAUGCAGAACAGCCAUCUGUAACGAAUGCCAAUGACACCUGGCAUGCUGCAAACGGGGUAGCAAAAAUCAUCAAAAGUUUAACAAGUGGACCAAAGAAAAUGCAUGGAAAAACAUGGCAUGGAGAAUUAUCUGACAAAGCAGCAUCCAUAAAAACUCAUUGGUACUAUGCGAUGAGACAUUGUGAAAAGUCUGUGGAAAAAUUACGGAUGCUGCUGGACAAUGUUGUGCAACAUUACAAGGACAUUCAUGAUGGUUGUUUGCCGAGUUCCCGCUGCCACACGGACGAAAAUUAUAAGCCAUCUAAGGUUAUCAUCAAGGACUCUGCUGCAGAGAAACUCCUUUUGCAGGCAAUCCAUGGCUUGCAAAUUUACCAAAAUACAGCGGACUAUAUACAUUGUAUUGACACGCAUUAUGUUGAAUCCUUCAAUAAUGCAGCACUGGUAUACCAUGACAAGAGAAUUUCAUUCGGUAAUAAGGAAUACCAGAGGCGUACAAACAUGGCAGUUCCAGAUUGGAACCAAAAUGUUGAUCGUGACUUCACUUCAAUAACUUGGUAUGAGGAUCCCCGCAAACCGCGUAAAAGAUCAGGACAUAAAAACUUAACUCCACAAAGUUAUACACACCUGGAAAGACUUUGGAACAGUUUUAUUGCAUACUUUUAUUAAGUUCAUAUUUCUGACACUUUGAUCGUUUUUGUGUCUUGAAUAUCAAUAUUAUCAACAGAAGAGAUUUAGGAUAUCUGCUUUAUGUACUAAUUAAGUAAGUAUUACAGUAUUGGCACAUCCAAGUUUUUGAUGCAAAUUAUAUAUAUAUAUGUGAUAAUUCUAUAUAAUUAAGUAUAAAUAUAAGUAAUAUACAAUGUAUAUGUAAUUAGUGUCACUAAUCAGUUUGAAUCGGUUAAUUAAAUAUAAUAACCUACAGAAAAUAUAGCGUAUUUUGUUUGCAGUAGUAAAGUGUUUCAAUACCAGUGACUGGUAAGUGACCAGUGGCUGGUGUCAGCCACUGGUCAGUAUGUGAUCUUAUCAGUGUGUGUUUACAAACACAGCUGUUGAUACUAUUUUUAUUGCUGUCUGGGAACAGGCUCCUCCCUUUAAAUUAGUCACAGACUAUGCGGUAGGAUCUACCGCUGACUCGCCUUUAGUCUUUCACUUAUGUUCUUACUACUCCGCUUCCAAAAACCUUAUAUGACGAUGACUGUUGCAAGGACGUUGAAUUCAUUAAAUACCAAAACGAAACAUGUUGUCAUGGAAAACACGUUCCAUACUACCGAGCAUCCAAACACUUCAACUCUCCCCACGUGUUUGACGGUUUAACAAUGGAAUCAUAAUUGGGAACCAUACGCAAUAUUAGUCUUCAAGAGUAUUACAACAUCAACGGACUAUUAAUCAUCUGGAUGUCACUAACUACCACAUUUAACCUGUUUGUUAGUUGUAUGUAUUUAUAACUAUUUUUUGUUAAUUGUAUGUAUUUACAACCAUUUGUAAAAUUGAAAUGUCUCCUACAAUCACAUUGUCAAUGAAAAUCACAUUGCUUUUCCUAAUAAACUACACUAAAUUUGAA